GGCCUCCACGUCACAUGAGCAUCAGCACCUCGGACAGCAGCCUCUUUCAGUCGCUGCCUGCUGUGGAUAUAGCUCAUCUUCUCAGCAGCAGGAGGGAAGAUGGUUUUGAUAGAAAACUGCGGUUUGCAGAUAAAGAAGUUUGUGUUGUUGUUCUUUUUUCUUUUUCUUUUUAGCCUCCUGGAGAUCCUGGACGCUUCGCUGCAGCCUGCCAUGUGAAGAUGCAUUUUAUUGUCCCACUUGUCCAUUAAGGCCUCGAUUUAAUUUGAGAUUUGAUGAUGAUGUGCGGUUGUUUUUCACCACCCGGAAGGGACGCUUUGCAGCCUGCUGUCGGCUCAUUUUAUGUUUGCAGGAAUCCAUUCCUGACACCCUCUCGCUCUUUCUGAUUUGUGGCGCAGAGAUGGUUUGGAAAAGCCGAGAACUGUGAGUGCAAGUUGUCGUGAAAUUCUUUCCUUUUUAAAAAAAAACAAUAACAACAACAACAACAACAACAACAACAACUGUUAAACGCAUUUUCUUCUUCUUCUCAUCUCUAACAUGCAACUCUGCUGGAUUGUAACUUUGUAGCCGGGUUAUCGGACCUACUUAAAGGCGGCUGGAAGGUGAGGGACGCUCGAUCUACCAGCCAAAAAAUAAAAAUAAAAAUAGGCUACACCGAAGAGGAGGAAGAGGAGGGAACGGUGGUGAAAUGAUGGAUGCCACUGCCUGACAACAAAGGAUGCACGCGUGUCACCGCGUCUAAUUUCAUCUCCCCUGUAGGUAAAUGGAGAAACUCUAAUAUAAAUCGGCUUUGUUGUUAAUAGGAUUCAAUAUCAGCCCCCCUCAGAUAAACCAGCGCUGCUUUUCCGCUUGAAGAAGAAGAACAUUUUUUUGUCGCCUGCUGAUUUACAAUCACCAAGAGGAUCACUGGGGUACCAAUAAAACAACCGGGAUGAAGAUGCAGGCAUGGGAGGAUGCUGUUGGACCCCUCUGACUUUAAUGUUGGUGCCUCACAGUUUGUGGCUUUCAGCCUCCAUUGAAUCCCGAAAGAAAACGCCUCUAUCCAUGAGAAAUAAUGCUUCCCUAUUGGCUGGAUUGCGGUGCACAUGCUAUAACAACAGGAUAUGCAAAGAGCUAUGGGCUGAUCAAAUAGCCUAUCAUGUUCCACGCAUGCUUUUUUGACCGAGAUCUGUAUGUUAUUCAAUAGGAUGUGAACUGCCUGAAUCAGAUGCCAUAAUAAAACUAAUAAUAAUCAUAAUAAUUCAUCAUGGAGCAGCCACAGUGGAGCUGAAGGCUGUUUUGUCUCACAGAGCAGUUGUGCCUGUGUAGUAAAGCUGCUGAAGAAUGUUCAAGUAUCGGAUCCGGAUGUUUUUCAAUGAACUCAAAGUGUUGUUACUGAUGCGCUCUGGAUCAAGCAGAAGGACUGGCACGGGCACAGACCCGGACACGCAGACCAGGAUGCGAGGGCUCGCUAUAGGUGGCUGUGGCUGGCCGCCGUUGAACUGCUCUCAGCGGGACGAUGAGGAGGAAUAUUACGGCUCGGACUCCCGGCCACGCAGCCUGGCGUUGGAGGCUACAGGGGACGACAAACCCGAGGGAGGAGGCCUGGACGCCACUUCGCUCCCGAGUCUCUCAGAGAGCGGGAUGCGAUCACCGCAGUGCCGGAUCUGCUUCCAGGGGCCGGAGAAGGGGGAGUUGUUGAGCCCUUGUCGCUGUUCUGGCUCAGUGCGCUGUACUCACCAGUCCUGCCUUAUCCGCUGGAUCAGUGAGAGGGGCUCCUGGAGCUGUGAGAUCUGCUACUUCAAGUACCAGGUCCUAGCCAUCAGCACCAAAAACCCACUGCAGUGGCAGGCCAUCUCUCUGACUGUGAUCGAGAAGGUGCAGAUCGCAGCCAUUAUCCUGGGCUCUUUGUUUCUGAUCGCCAGCAUCUCGUGGCUGGUGUGGUCGUCUAUCAGCCCUUCAGCCAAGUGGCAGCGGCAGGACCUUCUGUUCCAGAUAUGCUACGGCAUGUACGGCUUCAUGGACAUUGUUUGUAUAGGCCUUAUAAUCCAUGAAGGAUCGUCUGUGUACCGGAUCUUUAAGCGCUGGCAGGCGGUGAACCAGCAGUGGAAAGUGCUAAAUUAUGAGAAAGCGAAGGACUUAGGUGACCCCGUCAGUUCCAGCAGUAAAGGUCGUGUCGAGAGGAACAUGGAUGGCAGGCGGAGGGCGAGCCGGCACGUCAGGACUAUUCUCAACCACCACUGUGGCUAUACUAUUUUGCACAUCCUCAGCCAGUUAAGACCCAACAGCCUGCGCAGAGCCAACCAUGAGGUGGUCAUGAGGGUGACCACAGUAUGAGGUUGGGUCAUACAGACACGGGUGCUCCCAUGUUUGAGGAGGACGCCAAAUUGUCGAUUCAAUAAAAAGAAUCACAAUCUACCACAGAAACACUGCCGUUUACUUCUAGUCUCACAUUUUGUUCGCAGAAUCUCUUUGAGCUCAAAGUGGACAGCGAGAAUAAAUUCUGAGAUUUGGGCAAAGGGAGAACGUUGCAGUUUUAACUGUGAAAACAAGACACAUACAGGUGCAUCUCAAUAAAUUAGAAUUGGAAAUGUUGGCCUCUGAAAAGUAUGUCCAUCUAUAUGCGCUCAAUAUUUGGUUGGGGCUAUUUGACUUGAACUACUGGAAAUUGACUUUUCAAUGAUAUUCUAAUUAAUUGACAUGCACCUGUAAGAAACAAUUUAUUCAUUUUGGAGAAAAAAAAGCUUUGAUUCUUAAAGCUAUUUUUACCACCAGUGUUACAAAAAUGUCAUUUAAAUGCGUGUUUGUUUGUUUUGCUUUCUAAAGACAAAAUAAUGAAGUCAUUAAGUUUGGAUUUCACUCUAUAAUAGAAAGUUUGAUGGUUAAAAUGAUUGUGCUCAUGUGACCACCAUAAUUACGACCUACUAAUUUAUUCAUUGUAUUCCCGAUCUGAUAGAAUUUUUCACUUGAAGCAGCUUCGAUAGAUCAGACAGUAAAAAGCUCAACAAAACUUUGAGACACGACUCAAUUGCUUAAAAGUACAAUUCAUGUUUUGUAAUAAAGACUUUGUUGAUCUCAAAGGAAAA
Molecule: messenger RNA, 3062 nt
Organism: Centropristis striata (black sea bass)
Lineage: Eukaryota; Metazoa; Chordata; Actinopteri; Perciformes; Serranidae
Product: E3 ubiquitin-protein ligase MARCHF9-like
Exons: 4
Coding region: 1321-2313 (330 amino acids)
Biological process (GO): protein ubiquitination
Molecular function (GO): zinc ion binding; ubiquitin-protein transferase activity
Source: RefSeq, a predicted model, not a curated record